UUUGAAUAAAAGAAACACGGUAAAAUUUUGUUGAUUUGUGUUUCUCGUGAAUCCGAAUAAAAUGGGUAAAGGUGCAGGAUCACACCAUUAUUCACUGAAAAAUUUUGAAAGCGGGGAAAUUAUUAGAGCCAAAGCUUCAAAUUUGACUGUGAAAUUUAAAAAUAUGGUUGAGGUUGCAUCGGCGAUUCGUAAAAUGACCAUUGCUAGAGCUAAUGCUUAUCUGAAGAAUGUAUUGAAUCACACAGAAUGUGUACCCUUUAGAAGAUUCAAGAGUGGCAUUGGGAAAUGUCCACAAGCUAAGCAAUUUAAAAUCGUAAACGGUCGCUGGCCAAAAAACGCCGCAAAAUGCAUGAUAAAUUUGUUGAGGAAUGUAGCAGCCAACAGCGAGUUUUACGGCAAAGAUCCGGCAGACUACAUUAUCGGACAUAUUCAAGUGAAUCGUGCGGCUAUUAGAAAAAGGAGAACCUUCAGGGCUCACGGAAGAAUCAAUCCUUAUGCUCGUCACUUGAGUCAUGUUCAAGUCGUUCUUACUGAGAAGCCUGCUAAAAAAUAGUUUUGUCAAAAUUGUUGGGCAAACGUCCCGAAUAUUAAAUAUACCUCAGCGACCUUGGCAUGAACAUAGCACACACAUAUCUUAUGUUUUUCAGUUACAGGGUUUUCUAAUUUACUUGGCACUAAUGUUUCCAAUGUGCUGUUGUUGAUAACUUGUUACGUUGUUGAAUAAACCAUAUUUAAAAUCAUGUUGGCUCUUAAAAUUUUCGCAAAGAAAUUUUAUGUACGGAUAUUGCAC
Messenger RNA from Acanthoscelides obtectus, 790 nucleotides. The record is from the annotation of a GenBank genome assembly. Lineage: Eukaryota; Metazoa; Arthropoda; Insecta; Coleoptera; Chrysomelidae.